AUGGGCCAGAAGACGUCCUUCUUCGACAAAGAUGGCAACUCGAUCGACCAAUUGGCCGCCGCCCUCCAAAGCAACAUCAACGCUUUGGUCAGCUCUCUCCUUCAUCUACGACUGCAAGCUCGCGCUCGUGGCCUUGUGCAUGACCGUCCAAUUCAACAUAUUCGCGGGCUCCUACCGCGUGCGCUACGAGCUGCAAUUCAACGCCAUGAACGAAACCGUGUUUCGCGAGUCCUCAAAGUUCGGCGCCGAGUCCAUCAGCGCUUUUGGACUGUCACGGCGCUGGUUAUGGCGGAGAACAUCCGCUCCCGCUACGAAUCCUUGCUCAAUACAACGUCGUGUCAUAUUUCUGUCUAA
Messenger RNA from Neurospora hispaniola, 354 nucleotides. RefSeq lists its product as uncharacterized. Bases 1 to 354 code for a protein of 117 amino acids. NCBI's taxonomy places the organism in Eukaryota, Fungi, Ascomycota, Sordariomycetes, Sordariales, Sordariaceae. The transcript is spliced from 2 exons. The record is from RefSeq and is a predicted model, not a curated record.